Molecule: messenger RNA, 447 nt
Organism: Phytophthora infestans T30-4
Lineage: Eukaryota; Oomycota; Peronosporomycetes; Peronosporales; Peronosporaceae
Exons: 3
Coding region: 1-447 (148 amino acids)
Source: RefSeq, a predicted model, not a curated record
AUGAUCAAGCGACGACGCAAGUGGCGGCAGCAGGAGCGCGACAAGGCCAUGAAGAAUGUCUUCGAGGCGCAGAUGCACAUGAGAAUGCGACGGCAAAGUCUGAAGCAGGCGGAGAUCAGGGAAACACAAGAGGUGGAGGUGGACUGCGUGACGCUGGACCUGGGCAGCGCCAGAUCCAGAGAUAGCAGGCGCAGUGGGCCGGACGACGAUCUGGUGCUGAAAGUUCGGCAACCGCUGACCCAAGACGCCAGCUUCCGGUUGGAAAAACUCGGAGGAUUGAAUAUGGCUCUGGCAGUCCCGGUGUUCGUCUAUCGCGUCUUUCUAGCUGACCGACAGCAGUACAGUGGAGACGCAACAGAAGGAAGUGCAGGUGUUUAUCGAGUUCCGAGACUGCUGCACAAUUCAAGAAUGAAGCUCCCGUCCCGACCAGCGCACUGCUACGUAUAG